Molecule: messenger RNA, 1316 nt
Organism: Hemibagrus wyckioides
Lineage: Eukaryota; Metazoa; Chordata; Actinopteri; Siluriformes; Bagridae
Product: V-type proton ATPase subunit e 1-like
Exons: 3
Coding region: 141-386 (81 amino acids)
Biological process (GO): proton transmembrane transport
Cellular component (GO): proton-transporting V-type ATPase, V0 domain
Molecular function (GO): proton-transporting ATPase activity, rotational mechanism
Source: RefSeq, a predicted model, not a curated record
AAUCCCAGCGCAGGAGGCAGGAUUAACUCAGGCCACUGCUGAAUAUUAUUACUUCCUGGUUGAGGAAUCCUGUUCGCGUACAAUAUUUAAAGUAGUUUUUGUAAACUUUUUUGUAAAGUUUUUAGGACUAGCGGAGCAGAAUGUCUGAACACUCCUUUGCCAUACCAAUAUCUGUAGUGACAUUAUUCUGGGUGUUUGUUGGUGGAGCUGUGCCGCUGUUUAUUCCCAAGGGGCCAAACAGAGGUGUUAUCGUGAUCAUGUUGAUACUGACUGCAGUCUGCUGCUAUUUGUUCUGGUUGAUAGCCAUCUUAGCUCAGCUGAACCCACUGUUUGGACCAACGCUGACCAACGACACCAUAUGGUACCUCUGGCACCACUGGUCCUAAAUAUUGGGUUAUCUGAGAGCCAGGACCUGGAUCAUAACUGCUUUAUAUUUGAAUGCAGGUGUAAAGAGAAACCAGCAACAUGUAUUAAAAUCCAGAAGCUUGUUGUAAAAACAGAAUAAGGUUUUGUACACUCCAUUUUAUUUUAAACGUUUGCUCAUUCGAUCAAAUGAUGUAACACUUUUUAAUAAGAACAAAUGAUAUUAUGGAUUAUCAUUAUGGGUUACCAAGUGCCAUACUAUGUGAAAUAUGGUAUCCUUAUAUGUCAGACCUAAUUGGUUACCUGGUAAUUCUGAAUGCUCAAGCUUGACAAAGCUCCAUUAUGGUGUCUUUGAAAUUUUGUUUCCUUCUUGGGACUAAUAGACGCUAUUAUUUAGUGGAGGGUUUGGCAUGCAGCCCAGGGCCAUGGGCAGAUCCAAGCAUUCAGUGCAAUGCAGUGUGCUGCAGACCGCCUAAGUGAAAACACUGGCAGCGAUCGCCCUGCCCACUGGUGGAAUCUUGCACUUGUUCCUUUUUUGAAGAUCCCAGCACUCAGACACCUCAUGCAUGUUAAAGUGUGGAUACAUAAUAUAAUUGUUAGGAAUGAAUGAUGUGUAUAUAUGUAGGGAAGCUUGACGUUCAUUACAAUGAAAAUAAUUGUCAGUGUUGCAAACUCAAAAUUUGUGUAAUAAGUGUUUAAAUCUCAUUACUAGUCUGCUCCACUUUUAUUUUGUGUUAUUAAAUACAUGAUGCUCUGUGAAAGAUAUAUUUCUAAAGAUAUCUAUACUUAAUUAUUUAAUUGUCUGAAUUACAUGUAUGUGAAAUUAUAAUCAUUGCCAAUUGCAAGUACAAGCCCUGUUCUUACACAACAGAACUUCUUUGACUUGGACCUUUUCUUUUGUGCCAUUGUCCAAUCAGGACCACCUUCAUCAGAAAAUAAAAAAAACAAAACAA